AUGAGUGGCGAAACCCCACUACACAUGGCGUGCCGUAGUUGCAAACCAGAUAUUGUUCGGCAUUUAAUAGAAUUCGUGAAAGAACACAAAGGCGAAAAGGUCGCCCCAUUAUACAUCGACUCAGUGGAUGAAGACGGAGCCAGUGCUUUACAUUUCGCUGGUCAGAUAACUAAAGAAGAAGUAAAAGUACCUUCAGCUGACCGGGUGGUAGUUAAAUGUCUAAUGCAAAAUGGGGCAGACGUGUCUCUUCAGACGAGGCAUAAUCAAGAAACCGCAUUUCACUUUUGCGCUAUCGCUGGAAAUAAUGACGUUCUUACUGAAAUGAUCACCGAUAUGUCGACCGCAGAUGUAAGUAGAGCAUUAAAUAAACAAAAUUCAAUUGGCUGGACGCCGUUGUUGAUUGCCUGUAACAGAGGACACAUGGAACUUGUCAGUACAUUGCUAUCUAAUCACGCUAGAGUUGAUGUAUUCGAUGUUGAAGGUAGAUCAGCGUUACAUCUAGCCGCUGAACAUGGAUACUUACAAGUCUGCGACGCAUUGUUGACGAAUAAGGCAUUCAUAAAUUCUAAAGCACGGAACGGCCGGACCGCAUUACAUUUAGCGGCGAUGAAUGGUUAUGCACAUUUGGUAAAAUUUUUGAUUAGAGAUCAUAACGCCGUUAUCGACGUAUUGACUUUGAAAAAACAAACCCCUCUACAUUUGGCAGCUGCCAGUGGCCAAAUAGAAGUUUGCAAACUGUUACUUGAACUCGGUGCCAACAUUGAUGCUACAGAUGAGUUAGGCCAAAAGCCGAUACACGCUGCGGCUCAGAAUAACUUUUCAGAAGUUGUUCAAUUGUUUCUUCAACAACAUCCGAACCUAGUGAUGGCGACCACUAGGGAUGGUAAUACGUGUGCCCACAUUGCCGCUAUACAAGGUUCAGUUAAGGUGAUCGAAGAACUAAUGAAAUUCGACAGAUCCGGAGUUAUAUCGGCUCGGAAUAAGUUAAACGAUUCGACUCCGUUACAAUUAGCUGCUGAAGGAGGUCACGCAGAUGUCGUACGCGUUUUAGUUAGAGCUGGAGCGUCCUGCACUGAUGAGAACAGAGCUGGGUUGACGGCAGUCCACUUGGCAGCUGAACAUGGCCAUACUAAUGUUUUGGAUGUUAUGCGAUCAACUAAUACAUUGAGAAUAUCGAGUAAAAAAUUAGGAUUGACGCCACUACAUAUAGCUGCAUAUUACGGCCAAGCAGAAACGGUUCGAGAACUAUUAUCACACGUGCCCGGAACUGUCAAAUCGGAUGCUCCAACGGGGGUAUCAUUAGUUCCAAUAUUGGGAGCGGAGUCUGGCUUGACCCCGCUACACUUAGCUGCUUACAAUGGUAACGAAAAUGUAGUGAGGCUGUUACUUAACUCAGCGGGAGUUCAAGUUGAUGCAGCGACUAAUGAGAAUGGCUACAAUCCAUUGCAUUUAGCUUGUUUUGGUGGACACAUGUCUAUUGUCGGUCUUUUACUCAGUAGAUCCGCAGAAUUACUUCAAAGCACCGACAGACAUGGGAAAACGGGGCUACACAUAGCUUCAACGCACGGCCAUUACCAAAUGGUAGAAGUCCUUCUCGGUCAAGGAGCUGAAAUUAAUGCAACGGACAAAAACGGUUGGACGCCUUUACACUGUGCGUCAAAAGCCGGAUAUCUAAACGUUGUUAAGCUCCUAUGCGAAUCGGGCGCUUCGCCUAAAAGUGAAACGAACUUGAACUGCGCCCCUAUUUGGUUCGCGGCGUCAGAAAAUCACAAUGAUGUCUUAGAAUAUUUACUACAUAAAGAGCAUGACACACAAUCGUUGAUGGACGAUAAAAAGUUCAUUUACAACCUUAUGGUGUGUUCAAAGAACCACAAUAACAUACCGAUCGAAGAGUUUGUUUUGGUCUCUCCAGCACCUGUUGAUACAGCAGCCAAAUUAUCUAAUCUUUAUAUUAAUUUAUCAACCAAGGAAAAGGAGCGUGCCAAAGACCUAAUAGCUGCAGGCAAGCAAUGCGAAGCCAUGGCUACGGAAUUGCUUGCUUUAGCAGCUGGAGCUGAUUCUGCGGGCCACAUUCUAACAGCGACGGAUAAUAGAAAUAUUGAAUUUUUAGAUGUUCUUAUUGAAAAUGAGCAAAAAGAAGUGAUAGCGCACACUGUCGUCCAAAGAUAUCUUCAGGAACUCUGGCGGGGAAGCCUCAAAUGGACAGGCAUCAAAAUAAUGUUUCUCUUUUUCAUCUUUAUAAUUUGUCCGCCAGUUUGGCUUAUAUUUUCUCUUCCACUAGGCCAUAAAUAUAAUAAGAUACCUAUAAUAAAGUUCAUGUCCUACUUGACGUCCCAUAUUUAUCUAAUGAUAUUAUUAGCUUUAGUGGCUAUAACGCCUAUAUAUAAUUCGAUAUUUAGAGAGAGCUUAGUCCCAAGAUGGUACGAGUGGAUAUUACUUAUUUGGUUAAGUGGCCUUCUUUUGUUCGAACUAACGAAUCCCAGCGAUAAAUCAGGAUUGGGGUGGAUUAAAAUUGCUGUUCUACUAUUAGGAAUGGUGGGAGUCGCGACCCACGUUGUGGGCUGGAUAUUCGUUUUACCCAAGUAUUGGCCGACAUUAAUGUAUUGUAGAAAUCAGUUCUUCGCCUUAUCAUUUCUUUUGGCUUGUGUACAAAUUUUGGACUUCUUGUCUUUCCACCAUUUAUUUGGACCUUGGGCUAUUAUAAUAGGAGAUCUUAUGAAGGAUUUGGGAAGAUUUUUAGCUGUACUAGCGAUAUUCGUUUUUGGUUUCUCAAUGCAUAUUGUAGCAUUGAACCAGCCGUUCAGAAAUAUAAAUAAACCAGAAGACAACAAAUACGCCAGAACUGCGAGGAGAAAACUGUUCUCAGACGGUAAGGGCUUCGUUUUGUCUUUUGAUCUCAUUGUCAUAAGCAUUAACAUACACGAUAACUUUGAUACAAAUCAUCACACAUCCGCAUUUAAAAAUGGAGGUAUUAAAAACUCAAACAGUUGGACUAUUCUUGCAAUAGAAAGUCUUCGAAUGAAACGACAGACAUGGACGGUCUCUGGGGAAUCAUACCGACGAAAACAAGGUCAAGUGGGCCCGACUUUGUCACCCGUCGAGGCGUUGGAGAAAUUGUUCUUUGCCCUUUUCGGCCAGACCACUCUGUCAGACCUGAACUACAUAUCGAGUGUGCGACCUCUCUGGACACAGAACCUCUUCAAGUUCGUCUUCGGUGGCUACUUGUUAAUGUCUGUGGUGGUGCUCAUAACGCUCCUCAUUGCGAUGAUGUCGGACACUUACCAACGAAUCCAGGCGCAAUCAGACAUCGAAUGGAAGUAUGGUCUAUCGAAACUUAUCCGAAACAUGCAUCGAACAAACACAGCCCCGUCGCCGUUGAAUCUCGUCACUACGUGGCUUAUGUGGUUAAUCCAUCGCUGUAGGGAGCGCCUGACAAAGAAGAAACGUCCGAGCUUAGUGCAUAUGAUCGGGUUGCAGAGACAAGAUCAGAUGAGUGCUAGGUCUAAAGCCGGUGCCAAGUGGCUGUCCAAGGUCAAAAGAGGCCAAGUGGUACCUAAAGACUCCACUCGCCUCUCUGUCGUUCAUCUCAGUCCACUUGGCUCCCAGCUGAGUUUCAACAACAUGACGAGAAUAGAGAAUGUGGUCGAUUGGGAAAUCAUAGCCAAGAAGUACAGAGCCCUAACGAGAGACGAGCCAGAAGACCCAGUCGCCAAGGACAGCGACGCAGAUACAGCUGAGAGUGAAUCGGAAAUCGUACCAAACAACAUCGCUGCGGUCCCGCCCUGA
Molecule: messenger RNA, 3786 nt
Organism: Leptosia nina
Lineage: Eukaryota; Metazoa; Arthropoda; Insecta; Lepidoptera; Pieridae
Source: the annotation of a GenBank genome assembly